Molecule: messenger RNA, 909 nt
Organism: Amoebophrya sp. A25
Lineage: Eukaryota; Dinophyceae; Syndiniales; Amoebophryaceae
Source: the annotation of a GenBank genome assembly
GUAGAAUCGCACGGGCAAUGGAGAAUGCUCGUGCCGAAGCAGCCAGUGUCUAUUCCGGUGACGGAACUGCGGAGUCGUCUCCUGUCGUACCCGCAGCUCUUGUACCCGAAGAUGGGGAUGACGUCGUCGAGGAAGAGCUAUUGUCAUCAACGUCAGGCUUCGGAGCAGGCGGCAUAGAAGGUGAUCACGGCGCUUCAAGUAUAGGUCGUGAACAAGAGGAAACUAUAGGUCGUGAAUCCGAUGAAGCAGCGUCAGCUGUGCUAGAUGAAAUCCGAGCGAUGCGAGAAGAGUUGAUGGAGUUACAACAAGGUCCAGCAACUACGGGAGAUAGUCUGGCAGCGACUGUAUUGGUAAGAACAGGAUCGUGCAAAAUUUAAGUUUCACUCAGUACGACCGAUUUAGUUCAUAUUCUUGAGUAUCUUCUAGUAUAACUACGAAUCAUCCUGCUCGAACAACCGGUUAGCUUUCCCUCUAUCUCGUAGAUGUAUCCCUACUUCCAAGAAAAUAACGAAUCAUGAAGAUCCUCUCAUCAUCAUAAAUCACAGGACGGAACACUUCUACCCGAUUCUGGCGCUUUGGACGCAACAAGAUUACCUAGUCAAGACCUACAACAGUACAACCAGCCACCCGGCAGACGAUCUACAACGCGAACGUCAACAUCAUCUAGCAAUAAAAUGGUAAAGCAGUCAAGUUGGGAUCCAGAUGAUGUUGCUGUAGUCACAAGCUUUCUAGAACGAAGUCCACCACCAAAUAAGGUGCAAGGAGCUACUAAUAUCCCACCGAAUGUCCGCGUCCCACCAUCAAAUAAGGUGCAAGGAGGUACUAAUAUCCCACCGAAUGCUAGGAGGACAUCAAAUAAAGCUGGUUUUGGUGGAGGCGGUGGAGGAGGAGGAACGGUGAAGAAGAGAG